Penicillium samsonianum is the source of this 591-nucleotide messenger RNA. Its product is annotated as PaaI family thioesterase. Bases 1 to 591 code for a protein of 196 amino acids. NCBI's taxonomy places the organism in Eukaryota, Fungi, Ascomycota, Eurotiomycetes, Eurotiales, Aspergillaceae. The transcript has 2 exons. The record is from RefSeq and is a predicted model, not a curated record.
AUGAAGAUCGCGCAAAAACAGAACUUUUCUCUGCUUAUUAUCCGUAUUUUCAGUUAUGCCAUACGAACUGGCCACAGCUGGCUUCGCCUCAGCAAAGCGUAUACUAGGGAGUCCAAAGCAACUGAAGUCAUGCUCCAUUCACCAGACCCUAGACCAUGCCUUCACACCCCGCCCUUGGCCAUGGGCUCCGAGAAGGUUCCAAGUUUGAAUAGUCUAUGCCAGGAACUUCUUCGUAGAUACAUACCAGAUAUCCAAAAGAACGUUAUAGGCCAAGAGGCGAGGGCCAUAUUGCUUUUCGAGCCUCGGCAAAGGAUUUGUUACUACCCCGGCAAAAUCCACGGUGGAUACCAGGCCUUUCUUAUGGACCAGCUGUUUGCAGACUGUUGCAAGCCCGCCGUGACCGCAAAUCUGACAAUGGAAUUCAUGCAUCCGAUCCAACCGGAUAUAAAACUAGUACUACGGGUUUGGCCAGUGAAAAUCGAAGGGCGCAAGACAUGGAUGGAGGGGGCUAUCAAGAUACCCGAAAAGUGCUCGGAUAGGUUGCUUCUCGCCGCCCGCGCCACCGCGCUCUUUAUUCUACCCAAGGCGUAG